Messenger RNA from Erythranthe guttata (spotted monkey flower), 1794 nucleotides. RefSeq names its product G2/mitotic-specific cyclin-2. The record is from RefSeq and is a predicted model, not a curated record. Lineage: Eukaryota; Viridiplantae; Streptophyta; Magnoliopsida; Lamiales; Phrymaceae.
AGCUCACAGUUUUGUCUGCACAAAUACCCCUCAAAUUUUUCUGCUCAUUCCACCAUUGUUAAUAAAGUCUCCCUUUUUCCUUCUUCUACAUGCCGGAGCCGUUUUCUUGGUGGGUCUGGUGAAGAGAGAAAGAGAGAGAGAGUUUUAGAGAGAGAAAGUAUUUUAGAGAGACAGAGUUUUUUUCUUUCAGACAAAAAUGGUUAUAUCAGAUGAGAACAAUUCUGUUCAGAUUAAACCCACAAAUGUACAAGAAAUGAAUGGGAGGAAGUUUGGAGCUGAGAUCAGAACAAACAGAAGGGCACUAACUGCAAUUAAUCACAAUUUAAGAGGCCCUAAUAAUCCCUACCCUUGUCUUGUUAACAAGAGAGAUUAUCCAGAGUCAAAUGGGAUUUGUGACAACAAUCUUCCAUUACAAUCACAUAGACCAAUCACAAGGAAAUACGCCGCCCAAAUCGCCGGCUCCCGACAUAACUUUCCGGAGGAAACAAAGAAACCAAAGACAUCUUCAUCAACAAAUGAGUUUAGUGUGUGGGAAGAUAUUCCUCUUACAGAUUCAGAAAAAGACCAUCCUGUCCCUAUGUCGUUGGAACAUUCCGAUUUCGAAAUUAGUGACAAAAAUCAAAUGGAGGAGGUUGAAAUGGAAGACAUAUUCGAAGAGAGCGUUGUCGACAUCGACGGUUGCGAUGCAAAGGAUCCGCUUGCCGUUGUCGAAUAUGUCGAUGAUUUAUUUGCUUAUUACAAGAAAAUGGAGAGUUCGAGCUGCGUUUCACCGGAAUAUAUGGCACAGCAAUCCGACAUUAACGAACGAAUGAGGGCAAUUCUCAUUGACUGGCUCAUCGAGGUGCACCACAAAUUCGAACUUCGUGAAGAGACGUUGUUUCUAACAGUAAAUAUAAUCGAUCGAUUCUUGGCAAAGCAAUCUGUGGUUCGAAAAAAGCUGCAGCUUGUGGGACUUGUUGCCAUGCUUUUGGCAUGCAAAUACGAAGAAGUUUCGGUUCCCGUGGUCGAUGAUUUGGUUUUCAUUUCGGACAAAGCUUAUUCGAGAAAAGAAGUACUCGAAAUGGAGAAAUUGAUGCUUAACUCAUUGCAAUUUAAUAUGUCUGUUCCGACUCCUUAUGUUUUCAUGAGACGAUUCCUCAAAGCCGCUCAAUCGGAUCGAAAGCUCGAGCUACUUUCGUUCUUCUUGAUCGAGCUUUGUCUAGUGGAAUUCGAAAUGCUGAAAUACCCACCGUCUUAUCUCGCUGCCGUUGCUAUAUACACCGCACAAUCGACUCUUUACGGGGUCGGUCAAUGGAGCAAGACUUGCGAGUGGCACACUGGCUACUCAGAAGACCAACUCAUGGAAUGCUUGGCUCUGGUGGUCGGUUUUCACGGAAAAGCGGCGAACGGAAAACUAACGGGGGUACACAGAAAGUACAACACAUCGAAGUUCGGAUACGCUGCGAAAUGUGAGCCUGCACAUUUUCUAGUACAAAUGCACAGUUUAUAACUAAUUAACUACUUUAUGUGAUUUUGCUGUAAUUUGGUGAUGUUGUUGUUGUUGAUGAAAAUACACUAAAGAAAAAAUUGGAGGGGGGGAAAAUUGAAUUAGGAUUAAUUAAAAACCAAAAUAAGCAGUAAGAAGCAACUUUUGGUUGCCCCGGGGUGGGGUGGGUUUAUUAUUCUAUUUUUUUUUUAAGAAAGUUACUUUACAAUUGAUUUACUUACUUGUAAUGAAAUAAGGACAUAUAUUUGUUAUUUGGGAAAAAAACAUUUUUCCCCAUGUAAUUUCUAAUAUAAUUUUCUCUUUCUUUG